Messenger RNA from Marmota monax (woodchuck), 2307 nucleotides. It is a transcript of the gene Wt1, whose product is annotated as WT1 transcription factor. Gene Ontology annotation, molecular function: DNA-binding transcription factor activity, RNA polymerase II-specific; RNA polymerase II cis-regulatory region sequence-specific DNA binding. The coding region runs from base 137 to 1054 and encodes 305 amino acids. Gene Ontology annotation, cellular component: nucleus. Gene Ontology annotation, biological process: regulation of transcription by RNA polymerase II. NCBI's taxonomy places the organism in Eukaryota, Metazoa, Chordata, Mammalia, Rodentia, Sciuridae. The record is from RefSeq and is a predicted model, not a curated record. The transcript has 10 exons.
UUCUGGACCACGGAGUCGGUGCCGUGCCGAAGCUGCACCCGGGGACCCGCAGCUCCUGCCACACACUUACUGUUUGAGGACCCAGUCUCCCAAGACCGCGUGGGCCUCGGGUCACGGCCUGCUCAUCAGCUCAGGAAUGGAGAAGGGAUACAGCACAGUCACCUUCGACGGGACGCCCAGCUAUGGCCACACGCCCUCGCACCAUGCCGCGCAGUUCCCCAAUCAUUCCUUCAAGCACGAGGACCCCAUGGGCCAGCAGGGAUCUCUGGGCGAGCAGCAGUACUCCGUGCCGCCCCCGGUUUAUGGCUGCCAUACCCCAACCGACAGCUGCACGGGGAGCCAGGCCCUGCUGCUGAGGACGCCCUACAGCAGUGACAAUUUAUAUCAGAUGACCUCCCAGCUUGAAUGCAUGACCUGGAAUCAGAUGAACUUAGGAGCCACCUUAAAGGGAGUUGCUACUGGGAGCUCCAGCUCAGUGAAAUGGACAGAAGGGCAGAGCAACCAUGGCACAGGGUAUGAGAGCGAGAACCACACGACACCCAUCCUCUGUGGUGCCCAGUACAGAAUACACACCCAUGGUGUCUUCAGAGGCAUUCAGGAUGUGAGGCGUGUGCCUGGAGUAGCCCCGACUCUUGUCCGGUCAGCAUCUGAGACCAGUGAGAAACGUCCCUUCAUGUGUGCUUACCCGGGCUGCAAUAAGAGAUAUUUUAAGCUGUCCCAUUUACAGAUGCAUAGCCGGAAGCACACUGGUGAGAAACCAUACCAGUGUGACUUCAAGGACUGUGAGCGAAGGUUUUCUCGUUCAGAUCAACUCAAAAGGCACCAAAGGAGACACACAGGUGUGAAACCAUUCCAGUGUAAAACUUGUCAGCGAAAGUUCUCCCGGUCCGACCACCUGAAGACCCACACCAGGACUCAUACAGGUAAAACAAGUGAGAAGCCCUUCAGCUGUCGGUGGCCCAGUUGUCAGAAAAAGUUUGCCCGGUCUGAUGAAUUAGUCCGCCAUCACAACAUGCACCAGAGAAACAUGACCAAACUCCAGCUGGCGCUCUGAGGGGUCCAACACGGGCACAGUUCUGUGUCCCAGGCAGGACAGUGUGUGAACUACUUUCAAAUCCAAUUUUGAAAUUCUUCACUCACCUAAGGAUAUGGCCGUUGAUCAUCUUCAUCCAACUUCCAAGACAAGAUACCUGUACCACUGGAUCUUACCAGGUUUGCGGGAGGAAUUGGUCUCUCCUCCGCCUAACUCACAGGCCUGGAGAAGCAGCUAAUGAUGUCUGGUUAGUUAAAAGCCCAUCGCCAUUUGAUCUGGAUUUUCCAUUGUAAGAAGAGCCGUUGUUGAUCACGUCCCUCCAACCCUCCCCUUCUCCUCUACGCUCAUUUUCACUAGGAAGGGAGGGAUGGUACCAUUUCCCAUCAUGGAAUAUUUAUAGGCCAGGGCAUGCGUUUGUGUCUGCUAACAUAAACUUUGUCAUGGGUUCCAUUUACUAACAGCAGCAGCAAGAAAUAAAUCAGAGACAUUGGGGGUGAGGCUCAUCCAGCAUCCUGGAGGUCAGGCGGGCUGCUAACCUGUAAAACAGGAUGUAGUUCCACCAGGCGACUUUUAAAACACACGUGUUUCAAGCAACUGAAAAAAAAAAAAGAAUCAGAACUAACCAGUAUCUCUGUAUAGACAUCUAAAAGAAUCUAACUGCUCAGUUAAUCAGUGUUAAUGUUAGCACAAUGUUCUUAAGCAACCGUGUGUGAAGAUGGGAAGUUUUUGUGGUUUUGACUUUUUCUGAGUCAGAUGCAUCUUCAGAGAUGUACCCAUGUCUUCACACAAAGAAAAUGGAAUUCAUGUUCAUCAUUGGGGUGUCCUUAGAGUGUACAGAUCACACUGGCCAUGUGGCUUCAAGUUGUAAAAAUUAAAAGUGAGUUUAAAAGAAAAUAGGGGGCUGGUCCAGGAUCUCCGGAUCAGUCUGUUCUUAAGUAACUUAACUUUGGGUCUACAAGUAUAUGUGAAAAAAAAAUGAGACUUGCUAGUGUGGAGGAAAUCCAUUGUUUAAAGGUUUUUGGGUAUGUGUGUGAGUGUGUAUGUGUAUUUUGUUUUUUAAGGGAGGGAGUUUAUUAUUUACUGUUGCUUGAAAUUAUUGUGUAAAUAUAUAUAUCUGGUAUUGAUCUGCUCUUUGACGACUAAAAUUAGGAAAUGUAUAAAUGUUAGGUGCAUCACUGGGUGUUGAUCUUGCAGCAUAUUGAUGAUAACACUAAAACUGUAACCUGCAUUUUUCACUUUGCUCUCAAUUAAAGUCUGUUCAAAAAGAAAGACAA